UUAAGAUUUAAUUAAAAACGAAAUUGGUUUAAGAUCAAACUAGCUGAAUAUUCUAUGUUUACAUAAAUAUGAAUGAAAUCGAUUUAUAAUAUUGAUAGCACAUGAAAAGAACUCUAGAUAUUUAAAUCGUUGUCUUUGAAAGGUAAUAAUAGUAAAAAAGAAAUACAUAUAAACGUUAUCAGCAAAGCGAUACCGUUUACAAAAUACAAUAUACAUUCAAACGUUAAAUGAUUGAAAUAUUGAAUCAUAUUCUUGUCAGGACAUAACGCUGAAAUUAAUCAAUAGUCAUUUGAAAAUGAAUUUGUCAUACAGAUGUUUUCGAAAAACUAUUAGUAAAUUGGGAUAUUUUAAUAAUAAUAUCGAUGUUUACCUUAAAAGUUUAUUGAAUAAUUAACACGCAGUUGCAGUGCAAAUCGGGACACGUUAUCCGUUGCGAUCUCUAUUUACUGUUUUGGUUUUCUAAUCAAUAAUGACAGAAGUUAAAUCAGACGAACAACGCUGUGAUACUUGAACAACACCUGCGGAGGCAAGUAUGGAUGAAAUGGCGGAUGAAAAGGAAAACGAAACAAGUACCAAUUCAUCUACUGUCAAUUUCGCAGAGAGAUCUUGGAAGAACGAUUUUACUCUUAUCGUUGAAGAUACAAGAUUUUGUGUUGCAAAGAAUAUUUUAGCUCUCGCUUCACCUGUUUUUGAUAGAAUGUUUGAAAGUGAUUUCAAAGAAAGAACGACUGAUGAAUUGGAAUUACCAGGAAAAAAGGCAGAUGAUGUUAAAGAAUUUCUGCUUGCUAUUUAUCCAAAUACCGCUUUUCCAAUGUCGAGAGAGAAUGCGUUGAAAGUAUUGCCGCUUGCUGAAGAGUACCAAGUUCUUAAUUUGAAACAACGAUGUGAAGAAUCAUUGAUGGGAAGCAUUGAUGUAUUUACUGCAAUUGACGAAUUGUAUCGUCUUAUCAAAGAAUCGCAUUUGUACAGUCUAAAGGAACUGCAGAAGAGAUGUGUCAGUUUUGUAUGUGAAAAGCCCACUGACGAGAUCAAAAGAGCAAACAGAGAAAUCGUUCUACCGAGAGAGCCACUAAGCUAUAUUCUUCAAAAUCUUAAUGAAAGGCUGGUGUCCAACUUAAAAGAUCUGAAAUCGGCCAACGUGCUGUUAAAUGAACAACUAGAAACUUACAAAACAUGGAAAAACUACUUUUCGAAAGCCACGAGAAAGUCAAUGUUUCCAAAGCUAGACAGUGAUUUAGUUUGGAAAAGGCGAACGGUGAUAUUUACGAUGGACACCGAGAAAAGAAAGCCGUUAGAAGAGAAAGUCAGUCUCUGGAAUACAGAAAUGGAGAUGAAUAUCGUGUUCUAUUCGGACCGUUGGUAUGAUGGCAUUCAAUCAACUCUUAAGAACAUCAACAAAAACCAGAUAGAAUGUAUAUGGGAGAUUCAGUUUGCUGUUGUGAACAAACUGCCCGCAAAUGAUCACCUUUCGUUCAAAUACAGAGUCGUAUUUAAAGAGGGCGAACAAUUCGCUGAUUGGAAAUUAGUAGGAUUAUCUGACAUAGACGAUAAAUCGAAAGGGUUUGUUGACGAUGAAGGGAAGGUACAGCUGGAAGUGAAUCUUUUUAUGUCAGAACCAAAAUCGCUAAAAGCCUUGAAUCUAUGAACUUGCAAUUAUAAGGUUUCGGAAAAAUUGCAACUUAAGUCAGUGUUAAGACUAGCCACUAGACAAACGAUAAAGAAUUUGUAAUAAAAUUUAAAUUUUUGUAAUAUUUCUUUUAUUCUAUACGUAAUAGUGACAAAUGCCAGUCUACUUUAUAGAUUUUCGCAGAGAACUGACUAUUAUAUUAUGAUAUUGGACAAUGUAUAGACAGGCUACAUUCACAAUUUUACAAAUAAAAAAUUUAAAAAAAAAAUUUCAUAGUCUAGGCUACUAGGCUACUCAGUGUCCAGUGAACGUGGUACAAUCAGGAAAGGAAAAAAAAAAGAAUCGGAAGUAUUACAAACAAGACAGAACACAUAUUGCAAAAAUUAAAAUGGACUUUGAUGUAUUGCUGUAGUAAAUACCACGAAGUUUACUCUGCUACAAAAUUCAGAAUGUUGGUAAUAACGCUUUUGGAUUUGCUAGCUUUCAUUGUAUAAGCAUUUCUAUGGUUUGAUCCAAACAAUAUAACAUCAUAACAUCACGCAUUUCAUUUAAAAAGUAUGAAACAAAACUUGCACCCGAAGUUGUUUUGUAAAGACAAUAAUUCUAUAAUUUUGUAACAUAACAUAAUGGUUGCCAAAAUAGGUCCGUUAGUGAAACGCAUUUUGUGAUGAUAGUACAGUGUAAUAUGGUUUUAUUUUCCUUAAUAUUCGCGAAUGAUACAACUGGCGAAUUUAAAGUAUUCAUCAAUAUUUAUGUGCCUCACAACCAAUUCGAAAUAUUCAUAAAUAUCUUUGUGCCUCAGAUCAAAUUCAAAAUAUUCAUGAAUAUAAAUGUACCUCAUAUCCAAUUCAAAAUAUGUUCCUCACGUUCAAUUCAAACCAUUCAUGAAUACUAGAGCUGCUAGAAAAGCACAUGUGUCCCACAACUGCAUAAUCAUCUGAAUAAUUUUGUGUCCUUGUCAACCAUGAACCAGUACAUGUAUCACUGGCAUAUGUUUACUUUGUGUACAGAGUGAUUUUCGGAAAUUGAACGGCCGUAAUUCUGAAGUGACUAUGCCGAUUUGGGAAGAGUUCGGACAGGUGUGUACAAAGCCAUUCUUUGGUAAUUUAAGGGUCAUAAUUCUGAAAUGCCCGAGUCAAUGUGACAAGUUAUCGAACUUCGACGAGAACGUAUUGACAAACACAUUUUUUUUCAAGUUUGGUGAAGAUCGGAUGAGAAAUGUACGACUCAGAAUGCGGACAAGUGUGUACAGAGUGAUUUUCGAUAAUUCAAGGGCCAUAAUUCUGAAGUGCAUGUGCCGAUAUAACUAGUUAUCAAACGUGUCCGAGUUCUGAUUGGCAAACGCAUUUUGUUCAAGUUUGGUGAAGACUGGAUGAGAAAUGUGUGACUAAGAGCGCGGACAAGAUUUGUGACAGACACAAAUGCGGACACAAACACGCGGAAACACACACAAACAGGAGUAAAUCGAUAUGUUUCAUACAGUGAAAAUUGUAGACUCGGUUUGAUCGAAUCUGUUCAUGAGCAGUACUGUGAAAUGCAGCACUGCCCACGCCCCCCUAGCACCGGCUUAAGCAGUAUUCAAUUUUCAAAUCUACACGAGUUGAAAUCAAUGAUCCCUAAGGACCAGAAAAUAUAACAACACUGAGAUGAUGUCGGGACGAAUUUUUACGGCCGCCACACAGCAUUUAACACCUUCUGUUGUAAAGUAAAUAUAAUCUGGAAUGCUUCAGUCAAUCCCUCGGACGUACCGAGAACAAUGCAAACAGUGAAAAUUGCAGACUCGUUUCGGAUUGAGUCUGUUCACGAGCAGUAAUGGAAAAGGCAGUGGCUAGGGUUCCGGCUACCUAAAUAACUCUCUCUCUCUCUCUCUCUCUCUCUCUCUCUCUCUCUCUUUCUCAUAUAUAUAUAUAUAUGGUAUAUGAACAUGUACAUCAAGGUAGCCUUUCUUUAAUAAACUUUAUAGUUCAAACAUCGUUUUUAUCCAAUAACAAGUGAGGGAUUUUCAAAAAAGUAACCAACUUAUUUUCAUAUUGUUUCAUAACUGAAGAAUCUGAUCCACUUAAUCAUGAAGUAGUUCAAAAUUAAUGAGUAUGCAUUUUCCGCCUACUAUGAAUUUCCCACAUUCUAGGAGGCGGAGCAAUUACCAAAGCAGGGACUGCAUACAAGAAAUAAUGUGUCUAUGUAAUAAACAGACCAAAAACAUAGAUAAAUCAGCCGUGCCAUGAGAUAAACAAAACCGUGGGUUUGCGACCAGCAUGGAUCCAGACCAGCCUGCACAGCAGCGCAGUCUAAUUCCAAUAGGCUUUAAAAGCGAACAGCAUGGAUCCUGACAAGACGUCUGGAUCCAUGCUGGUCGUAAACCCACUAUGUUGGUUUUCUCAUGGCGCGGUUCAAAUAUCAAAUUAUGUUUUUAGUUUCAUUUUAAUGCAAGCUGUACUUUUAGAGUUCAAGUUUGACCUUUUUGCACCUUUCACUA
This is a messenger RNA of Mercenaria mercenaria, 4103 nucleotides long. RefSeq lists its product as uncharacterized. Gene Ontology annotation, molecular function: protein binding. NCBI's taxonomy places the organism in Eukaryota, Metazoa, Mollusca, Bivalvia, Venerida, Veneridae. The record is from RefSeq and is a predicted model, not a curated record. The transcript has a single exon. Bases 533 to 1645 code for a protein of 370 amino acids.